This is a messenger RNA of Dentiscutata erythropus, 537 nucleotides long. The record is from the annotation of a GenBank genome assembly. Lineage: Eukaryota; Fungi; Glomeromycota; Glomeromycetes; Diversisporales; Gigasporaceae.
AUGUUAAGUCGUUCAAUUCUCAAGAGAAAAGCUUUCCAAUUAAAAGCAAAGACUAGCAUAAUUUCAAACAUAAACUCAAUAACAUGGAUCGUUUAUCAUGAUACCAUUUCAAUUUGGAAAACAUUACCUUUUUCAUCAUUUAGUUCUCGACCUUCUAAUUUCACUACUGCCUCCAUGUUACAUGUAAAAGCUGAUAUCUCAAGAAUUAAAAUCAAUUUUAUGAAGCAUGGGAUCAUUAGUUCUCAACAUCGUAGCCUUUUUAAUGAAACUACUCUUGAACAUAAUAAUAAUGAACAAAUUAUUAGUAAAAUGACACGUCAGUCUAGAGUUACAUCUGAGAUUAAAGAACUUCGAAGAAAACAACAAAAAUUUUGUGAUGAGCAUUUAAAUAAAGAUCACGUUUCUUUGGAAUUGUUAGAAGAUUUUCCUGCAUGGCUUGAUAAUUUGGGGCUAAAAUUUUUUGCUCCAUGUUUUAAGGAUAAAAAAUGGCAAGAUAUUAUCGAAAUGUAUGCAUUAUACUUGAGUGUCGCCAAAUGA